Drosophila serrata is the source of this 1079-nucleotide messenger RNA. RefSeq lists its product as uncharacterized. Lineage: Eukaryota; Metazoa; Arthropoda; Insecta; Diptera; Drosophilidae. Gene Ontology annotation, molecular function: sequence-specific DNA binding. The record is from RefSeq and is a predicted model, not a curated record.
UUCAAAUAAAUUUCAGUUAAAAAGAAAACAAACAAACAAGCCAUUUAAAUAUUGGACAUUUCACUAAACAAUGGAUCACUUUACCGGUAGUGUGUUCAGCGGAUACUAAUGAAACUUGAAAGUAAGAUGCCUGGUUAUAGAGAUUACCGUUCUGGCCGCUCAAGACGACCAUGGCCCUGAUCUUGACCCAAAUUUACCUUUUGAAGCGCCUACCAACACUUGUGGCUUUCACCUUUCUCUUACCCACGCAACAGUCUUGUUUAAGCCAAAUAGUUAACACGGCCGAAAAAAUGAGAAAAAAAUCAAAGAACGGAAAUCUUCGCUGUAUUGUACCAAAUUGUGCCGAAAGUGGCCACCAGGACAAGCGCUCCAUGUAUAAGUUUCCGGUUAAUCCGGUUAUCCGAGCCAAGUGGACGGAAAACAUAGGACUUGCAAAACAUCAAAAUCUCUACAAUCAGCGGGUGUGCCGACGUCACUUUGAAUCACAGUGUUUCGGAAAGGCCAAGGUGUUCUCCUGGGCAGUUCCAACACUUUUCUUGGGUAAAAAAGAGGUGCGGCAUCACAGCAUCCCAACGAGAAGAAAGUCAUUUGUUCGAAAAUGCAGCGUCAGGAACUGCCAAUCACGUUCCCCACCAGACAGGCUGCAUUUCUUUCCCUCUGAUCCGCAGCUUCGAAAAGAGUGGCUCGACAUAUGUCGCCUCACGGGCGACAACAAGUGGUUGUUCAUCUGCGGACGACACUUCCGCAGGAGCUUGCUGCCCAACAGAAACAGCAACCUGCCCAAGGACUCCAAGCCGGAGUUCUUUUUGGGUCUGGACGAGGAAGAUCCCCUGGAAGAGCGCGUCAAGAGUGAGUUUGAACCCGUGAAGAAGCUGUACUUUAAAAGCGAGGACGAAGGCAUCGACGAGGAAUACUCCAAGGAGGGUAACCCACCAAAAUCCUGUGGCAACUGUCAUGAACUGGAACAACAACUGGAAACUGCUCUCCUUCGUAUUAAAGAGCUGGAGAAAAAACAAAGGGAUCUUACUCACAAUGAGGAGGAGGAGGAAGAGGAGUACAUCAUAGUGCUAAUGAAAUGA